This is a messenger RNA of Helobdella robusta, 576 nucleotides long. RefSeq lists its product as hypothetical. NCBI's taxonomy places the organism in Eukaryota, Metazoa, Annelida, Clitellata, Rhynchobdellida, Glossiphoniidae. Gene Ontology annotation, molecular function: UDP-glycosyltransferase activity. The record is from RefSeq and is a predicted model, not a curated record. The transcript has a single exon. The annotation marks the transcript as partial.
GAAUCAAAAUUGGAAGUUUUAAAUAAUGCCGCGCUUCAUUUCUAUCUGGAAGAUUCGACGUUGAGCUAUCCGAAACCAUAUAUGCCGGAUACAAUUUCAGUAGGAGAUUUAAUCGUCGGAUAUCCGCUAAACCCUCUACCGGAAGAAUUUGACAAAUUUAUGGAAAAAUCCAAAACAGUUUUGAUAUCAUUUGGGAGUUAUAUUGAUUAUUUGGACGUAUUAAUCUAUAAAAAAUUUUGUACCGCUAUAAAAAUGUUACCAGAUGUUAAAUUCAUUUGGAGGUCUAAAAACUCAAAAGUAUGCGGAGAUAUCUUGUCGAAUGUUUUAUUUCGUUCUUGGAUUCCACAGAACGAUUUGUUGGCGGACAGCAGGUUGAACCUCUUUAUAACGCACGGAGGAUACAACAGCCUGAUGGAGAGUGUGUACCAUGCAACUCCUGUCAUCGUCUUUCCACUCAUGGGUGACCAGGUUAACAUGGCUUCGGUGGCUGUUGGAAAAACGUACGGCUUGGAAAUGGAUCUAGGCAACUGGGAGGCCGAAGAAUUAGUGAAGAACAUCAAACAAGUAAUGGAAAAC